Lolium perenne is the source of this 486-nucleotide messenger RNA. RefSeq lists its product as uncharacterized. Lineage: Eukaryota; Viridiplantae; Streptophyta; Magnoliopsida; Poales; Poaceae. The record is from RefSeq and is a predicted model, not a curated record.
AUGGCAUAUAAAGAGGUGUACAAUGAACUCGAGAAAUCCUUCGAUGGUUGCGAAGUUAACCAUAUCAGCAGACUCAGCAAUGAUGAAGCUGACGUUCUGGCAAACAUCGGCUCACAGUGCGUCCCGAUACCACCUGGAGUCUUUUGGGAAGAGAUAAGUGAAAGAUCGACCAAGGGGAAGAAAGUACUGAAGCAGCCAAACAAAAAGGAGAUGUCCAAGAAAGACUCGGGCGCUCCAGCAGCCCCAGAGACACAUACAUCAGAAGAUGAGGAAGAACCGGAGGAAGUUAUGAUGAUUCAAAUACCCUGGAUGCAGGUUUAUCUGGCGUACAUCACAAAGAAAGAGAUACCCGAAGAUCCGGUCAGAGCAAGGCAAGUUAUUCGACGAUCUGAAGCAUUCACUGGGUCAAGGGAGAACUAUACAAACGAAGCAUCUCAGGAGUAUUGCAGAGGUGCAUCACACCUGAAGAAGGGCGAGUUACACUGA